Saccharomycodes ludwigii is the source of this 579-nucleotide messenger RNA. It is a transcript of the gene ISU2, whose product is annotated as putative iron-binding protein ISU2. The record is from RefSeq and is a predicted model, not a curated record. Gene Ontology annotation, molecular function: 2 iron, 2 sulfur cluster binding; ferrous iron binding. Gene Ontology annotation, cellular component: mitochondrial matrix; cytoplasm. The transcript has a single exon. Gene Ontology annotation, biological process: iron-sulfur cluster assembly; intracellular iron ion homeostasis. NCBI's taxonomy places the organism in Eukaryota, Fungi, Ascomycota, Saccharomycetes, Saccharomycodales, Saccharomycodaceae. The coding region runs from base 1 to 579 and encodes 192 amino acids.
AUGUUUACAAGAAUUACUGCCGCUAGAACCGCUAGAACUUCCUUUAACUCCAAACAAUUUUUAUCCAUACCAAAACAACUAAAUAAUUCCACUACUAUCACUCCGAUUAGGUUUCCCUCUCUUCCACUCAUAGCAAAUAGAUCGUAUCACCCUAAGGUUAUUGACCAUUACACUAAUCCACGUAAUGUAGGUUCCUUGGAUAAAAAUCUACCAACUGUGGGAACAGGAUUAGUUGGUGCACCAGCUUGUGGUGAUGUGAUGAAAUUGCAAAUUAAAGUUAAUGAUAAAACGGGUAUUAUUGAAGAUGUUAAGUUUAAAACGUUUGGCUGUGGUUCAGCCAUUGCAUCCUCUUCAUAUGUUACUGAAUUAGUUAGAGGCAAGAGCUUAGAAGAUGCUUCUAAGAUUAGGAACACUGAAAUUGCUAAAGAAUUAAGUUUGCCACCUGUUAAACUACAUUGUAGUAUGUUAGCCGAAGAUGCAAUCAAGGCUGCCAUUAAGGAUUAUAAGUCUAAGAGAAAGGUUACUACUAGUUUGAGUGGUAGUAAUAAUGGCAAUGCCGUUAACGCUGCUAGGGCUUAA